UUUAGUUUGUUGUUUUUCUUGCAACUUGAAACACAUUUUAAAUGGAGCAGACAUUGGAAUAUAUGUUUCAUUUCAGUUGGAUAAGGGAGUCUUUGAGGGAUCUGGAAAUCCCUUCAAUGAGCGACUCCCAACAGGAGCGAUACUGGAGAGCAGCAACUGGUUCGUUCGCCUUGCCGGUGCUGCUGCUGCUGCAACACCUACAACUAACGGAGGAGAACGUGCUGACAGGCAACUAUUCACGUCCAUUUUUUGGUGGAAUAACGCGGCACAGAGCUUCUUAUACACCUUUCCCAGGCUUUAAUAACAGUUGGAAAGCAGAGCUUCUUCGCCAAUGGCAAGUCCGGUUGCAGACAUAGUACAGUCUCAUCAGCAUCACCCUGUGACCGAGUCGGCCGCAGACUCCGCGUUUCAGGAGGCGCAGACAUGGAUAGAGGCUGUGACAGGAAGAUGCUUUGGUGACAAGGACUUCAGAGGAGGUUUGGAGAAUGGGAUACUGCUAUGCGAGUUGCUGAGCUCUAUUAAACCUGGACUAGUGAAGAAAAUUAACAGACUUCCAACACCCAUAGCUGGCCUGGACAACCUCAGUGUGUUUCUGCGCGGCUGUGAGGAGUUGGGAUUGAAAGGCUCCCAGCUGUUUGACCCUGGAGACCUGCAGGACACAUCGACACGCCCCACUGCCAAGGGAAGUGACUGCAGCCGAAAGCUCAAGAAUGUUCUAAUCACCAUCUACUGGUUGGGUCGUGCUGCCAACGGCUGUACCUCCUACAACGGUCCCACGCUGGACCUGAAAGAGUUCGAGGGCCUGCUGUCACAGAUGCGAAAGGAGGCGGAGGAGGCAGAGAGCCCUAAACGCAGCAUCCGGGACAGUGGCUACAUCGACUGCUGGGACUCUGAGCGCAGCGACUCUCUCUCCCCGCCACGGCACGGCCGCGAGGACUCGUUCGACAGUCUGGACUCCUUCGGCUCACGCUCACGACAGACCCCAUCGCCGGACGUCCUGGUCCCCCGCGGCAGCAGCGAUGGCCGCGGCAGUGACUCAGAGUCCGACGGUGCCCCCCACAGGAAGAUGCCAGACAUCCGUAAAGAUGACAUGUCGGCGCGGCGGACGUCUGUCAGCGAGCUACGAACCGCCAUGCCCUUCAACCAGUACCUGCCCAACAAGAGCAACCAGAGUGGAUAUGUGCCCACGCCACUUCGCAAGAAGAAGAAUGACAAAGAAGAUGGGUCACGCAAGAGUUGGAGUACUGCUACGUCUCCUGUAGGGGGAGACAGACCACUCAGUACUCCAGCUCGCUCGUGCUCAGAGGAAUUCUUCCACCAUACGACGACUCUUGCAGCAAACGCUGCAGCAAGCCCCGUGGAUGCAACAAGCCCCGUCAUGACCUCCGGGAAACAUCCACCUGUGACGGAGGAAGAGGAGGCAGCUGUGAGGAAGAGAGCCGAAGGUGUCCCUGUAGUCGCAGAUGCAGAUCGGGAUGAGAAGCGGGCUCGCCAAACGCUGACUUCUCCCAAACACGUCAGCAGCCCGAGUCCUCCCAACUUCCUUCCUGUGCCCCCCGCUGCUGUGGCAACAACAACAACAACAACAGCAGCAACAACUGAUACAGGCCGACGGAAGGGAAGAGCGCUGAGUGAAAGUGACGACCCACAGGGAGGAAACUCUUGGUUGGACAGCAGUCUUCCAGCAACAUUCAGCCGCACACAUAGUGCGUCAGAUGACCCACAGAGUGUGAGUAUGAUCGACAUGCGUGGUGAGGAGGAAGCCAUCUUGCAGCCUCACAGUCAGGUGCGUCAUGAACUGAUGCACAACCAGUACAACAGGAUGAAGGAAGAGGACGGUCACUGGCAGGAUGACCUGGCCCGAUGGAAAAAUCGGAGGAGGAGUAUCUCCCAGGACCUAAUCAAGAAGGAGGAGGAGAGGAAGAUGAUGGAGCAGUUGAUGACAGGAGGCAGCUGUAUGUCCUAUAGGAGGAGAAGUAUCAAGACCUACAGAGAGAUAGUGGAGGACAAGGAACGUCGUGAGGAGGAGCUGCGAGAUGCGUACAGGAGAGCCAGAUCCCCAGAAGAGGCAUCGGUCAUCCUCCAACGUUACGCCCAGCGUUUCUCCAUCAGUGAAACAGUCCUGGAGCGCCUACAGUUGCCAAAGAUCCUGGACCGCAGCAUAUCUGCUGAUCCGUCCUUUCCGUGCUCAGCCUUCCCUCUCUCCCUCUCCUUAUCUUCCUCCCCAACAACCCCAGACCCCUUCGACAUAGACCCCAAUGGGCCCAUGAGGUAUCUGCGGCAGCAGUCCGCCCCGGCUCCAAAGUUCACAUCUACACUGGAGGCACGAAUCGAGGAGUUUCCUAAAGACUCCUCACACCAGCGGCCUCAGAUUCGCUCGCGCUCGUCUGAGCCGCCAUCCAACCGGAACCUGUCGCCUAAACCAGUGCCUUUGCUGAUGCCCAAGCCUUACUUCCAGUCCAGAUCCACAGCACCUGAACCCUGGCCAAGCAAGGCGGAUGGUUUACUCCGAGUCAACGGCGACGUAGGAAGUGACAACGUUCCCACCACGCCUGAGAGCCUGGGAAGGGAAUCUCCUCCUCAUUUCGAGGCGUCACCUUCCAAAACCAGCCACAGCACUGCAGUCGCUCCCUCGUCUACAGCCUCACGAACGCACAGUCCACCCACCCCAAACAGAGGAAGAGGAAGCCCCGUGCCAACAAAGGCAAUAGAGGCACAAGGUGGCACAGAACCGGCUUCCAAAGACGUCCAAAAAGAAAAAGUCACUGAGCAUUCGUCAUCACCCAGCCGGCCCACCUCGCUCCCAUCGGAGCUGCAGAAACCAGAAGAGAGCUUUAGGAAGACAGAAAGCCAGACAGUCGCUGCUCCAGAGGAGGAGAAGUCAAAUGCUGCAACUCAACAAAAGCUUCCUGCAGAAGUCAAACAAGAACGAGAAAAAACUAAAUCUCCUGAACCAUCUCAAAACACCUCCAACCUUGCCCAGUCAGGGGUCAGCACACAGCAAAGUCAGCCAGUAACUUUACAGACAAGUGCUUCUAGUUCCCAUGAGUUGUCACAGAGAAGAGAGAAUGUGCCGAGCUUAGCUGCACCAGGAUCAUUUGAAUAUCACCCACCAAGGGAAACGACAGCAGAGCUUGCAAACAGUGUCAGGUCUCCGCUGGCAACCAGCAACCCUAAGUUACGCUGGGAGUUCUUCGUUCCGCCAGAAGAGACGGAGAAGGAUCGGCGUGGAAAUGUGUCAGUCCCGGUGUUGCCCCAGGCCAGACGGGGUGACCGCUGGUCUUGGGACCCGGAUGAGGAGCGAAAGCGUCAGGAAAGGUGGCAGCAAGAGCAGGAGCGCAUGCUGCAGGAGAAGUACCGGCGCGAGCAGGAGAAGCUGAAGGAGGAGUGGGAGAAAGCACAGAGGGAGGUAGCGGAGGAGGAGAGGAAGUACCACGAGGAGGAGCGUAGGAUACUGGAAGAAACUGUGGCGCCUCUGACUCCCCGCUCCUCAGCCCUGCCCUCCCCCAGCCGAGGGGAUGUCCCCUCCACCUCGCAGCCCCAGGACACCAUCGUCCGUUCGCUGGCCGACUGGGAACGGAAGCAGGAACUGCUGGAGAGGCAGUCGAGAGGGAGCACAGAGAGCGUUGAAUGGAAACGGAGAGAAAAUGACAGAACCAGUGACAUCAGCACCGCUGACGACAGCAUGAAAACAGGCAGAAGCUUGGUGAGUCAGAGCAGCAGUCAGGCAGAGACACAUGGUCACAGUCUGCAGAACGGCCAAAAACUUACUACGAUGCCGACCAAAGUCUCGACUCCAGUAAAGACACAAGAACAGCCUUCAGCAGACAGCAACAAGCCCAUCCGGCCUGCAGGAGACAGAAGGAGUGGUCCCAUUGAUAAUAACAUGUGCCGCAGCUCAUCAAAAAACCCCACAGCAUGUCCACCACCUCCAGACACACUGCCUCCAGCACCCAACAGGUCUGUCAGUGGGAAGAAGUUGUGCUCCAGCUGUGGGCAGCCACUGGGGAAGGGAGCGGCCAUGAUCAUAGAGACCCUCAGUCUUUACUUCCACAUUCACUGCUUUAAGUGUGGGGUGUGUAAGGGACAGUUAGGGGACACAACUACAGGGACGGACGUCCGGAUCAGGAACGGCCUCCUUAACUGCCACCAGUGCUACAUCCGCUCCCGCUCGGCCGGACAGCCAACCACGUUGUGACGCUCAACAGAAAAGCACACAAGGUUCACGGAAGAAAUCCCAUCCCUGUUUUUAACCCGAUUAUCUGCAAAUCAUGUCCUUCACAGCGUGUCGGGAUCUUUGCAUCCUCAGUAACCAAUGAAGAUUCAUCAUGGGGGCCAAACAGGGGAUCUGGGGACAGUUUUUAAAAAAAAUCCUAUUCUUCGUGUUUAUGUCAUCUGAUAUGUGAGUGAAAUCUGGAUUUGAUUGGUCCACGUACCACCACAGACUCUGUUUCAUCAUGCAGCAAGAAAGCAAGAGAGAGAGAGAGAAAGAGACUGUUCUGGGGUGGCGGCCAUGUUGAAAAGAAAACACAAUAACAUUCACAGAUGCUUCAAACACAGGUAGGCUCAUGUUAUGUCCUAAACUGUCGGAGUGAACACAGAAAAAAAGAUCAAGUCUUGGUUAGGUAAAAUCAGAUUCUAUUUUCUUGGUUGCAAAAGAAAUUUGAAUAUUUACCAUUCAGUUCCAUAUGAUGGAAAUGCAGUAUAUCACAGUUAUUGAAUCUUUUUUUUUUUUUUUUUAUCAUUUAAGAACAAUUUUCUUAAUGUGGAUAAAAAUACGAGAACUGGAGAGAAUAUGUGGUCAGGCAGCUCAGAUUGGAAUUUUUUAUUUCUCUAGACAGACUGGAUCUGAAGAAUAUCAAUAAUUCUGUGCCCCUUUAAUUGAGAUCAAAGCUAUAUAUAUAUAUAUAUAUAUAUAUAUAUAUAUAUAUAUAUAUAUAUAUAUAUAUAUAUAUAUAUAUAUACGUCAUAUGCAAAGUGCAGUAAAGGUCACCAUAAAUACUUUUUAGAUCCACAGACAGAAUAUCUACAGUAAGCUACUAUUUUUUGUAUCCUUUGGCCCUCACAGUGACCCCUAAUGUCUCUUGUUCUGUGCGCCUGAUUAAAAUUAGCUUCUAAUAUAAACACAUAUUAUGGAUGUAGUUUCAUCUUUAGGGCAAUAACACGACUCCUGAGCUGUUUUUGUGCUUUUUGGGUCACAGCAGGUUGCUCCUCAGCCAGCCUGUCCGCUAGAGAAGUCAGGACUUUAAUGUGCCUUAGGGAAAGCAAGGUGAUGCAGGAAAAAACACACCAGCUGUAUGGUGUUUUAUUUCUUCCUUCUUUUUUAUUUUUAUGGGUGUAUGGAGGGAUUUGGCCAAAUUUGAACCCUUAAACUGCAGACAGACAUUCUGCAGCCCUCCUUUACAUCUCGCUUUAGUUCAGUUGAUAAGUACUGCUUAUUUUACAUGAACAAAACCCUUAAUUUCCCCCUCCUGUGAUUUGCAGUGAUAAAAAACCAGUGCAAAGGAAUACAUUUUUUGUCUAUUUGGAGAAAUAUAUACUGCAGGGGAGACCAUUGAUUUAAUUUUGAAUGUUGUUUUAUUCUAGAGAGAGAUAGACUUCUUCUGUAUGCUAUUAAUUGAAGUAAUUUUGAUAAUUGCUCAGUGGUAGGAUUCAUUUAUAAAAAUUGCAAAAACACAAAAAUCACCAGUCCAUGUUGCAUCUAGAGGCAAUAUGAACACUCAUACCAGCAGCAGCAAUAUUUGGUUGGAUGAAAACUAAAGAUCUGUGCCGCCAGCUGGACAUUUUAAGUCACUUGCUUCUUCUUCUUUUUUUGAACUUGUAUGAGAAGAGCUCGGUUAUGUAUUGUGGAUGUAAAAAAAAUGCACGUUUAAGCCUAAAACCAAAUGAUUUGCUGUAUGAAAGCAAACUAGCAGCCUCCUCCUCCUCCUGAACCGUGUCCUAUAGCCAAGCUUCUCCUCCGGGUUCAUCUCUCUGAUCUACAGUAUUUUUAAGCUUCUGUUCCGGUUGUGUAUUUUAUUUUUUAUCCUCAUUUAGUUAAUGAAUAAAUAAAUCUCGGCUGAGUCUCUUAUAGCGGGAUCUUUGAGACGGAGCUCUAUAUUCAGACGGUCUUCUUAACAGGAUAGUUGGGGGAUGAAACCUUUACGUCUGUUCUGUAUUUAUUGUAAUAUUCACCUGAACACUAUCCGAAAUAUAGAUUAAUUUGAUGUUUAAAUGCAAUGGCAUUUAUAGCAUACUGUAUGUUUAUAAAUAAAAUGUUAUACAUCAAAA
Messenger RNA from Centropristis striata (black sea bass), 6270 nucleotides. RefSeq names its product LIM and calponin homology domains-containing protein 1-like. Gene Ontology annotation, molecular function: myosin II head/neck binding. Lineage: Eukaryota; Metazoa; Chordata; Actinopteri; Perciformes; Serranidae. The transcript has 29 exons. Gene Ontology annotation, biological process: regulation of focal adhesion assembly; positive regulation of stress fiber assembly. Gene Ontology annotation, cellular component: stress fiber. The record is from RefSeq and is a predicted model, not a curated record. The coding region runs from base 332 to 4198 and encodes 1288 amino acids.